This is a messenger RNA of Pseudovirgaria hyperparasitica, 274 nucleotides long. RefSeq lists its product as uncharacterized. The coding region runs from base 59 to 265 and encodes 68 amino acids. The record is from RefSeq and is a predicted model, not a curated record. The transcript has 2 exons. NCBI's taxonomy places the organism in Eukaryota, Fungi, Ascomycota, Dothideomycetes, Acrospermales, Acrospermaceae.
CGGGGGAGGAGAUGAGAAUUAAAGAGAGCCAAAGCCAAGGAGAUGAAAUGAUAGCAUCAUGAAUGAUGGUGCUAUGUAUAGCCAUUCUGAAACUACAUUAUCACUUCGGAAACCAAGUAUCGCUCUUCAACCUCGCAGCAAUCAUUGCGUACGAGAGGAAAGGAGAGGUCAGAGUGGCGGCAGUCAGCCUCGAUGGGAGAUUGGGCAUAGCUUCAAGACGAUGGAAGAAGCCUUGCCGAGCGGUAAAUCGGGGAUAGGAGGGUGAAUAAGUGAG